UAUUUUUUAAUCAUAUUUUAAUCAUCAUACAGCGGAGGUACCGCAGCCCGAUAAAUACAAUAAUUACUGCAGUGAAAAAAAUUAAUGUACAACCGAACAAUCAAAAACAUUUCAAUACAAAUAUUAUUUCAAACAAAGUGUGAAAAUUCUGCAAAUCUCUACUUGUCUAAAGGAGCUCCGGUGUUCUCAGAGGUGUUUCCAUUAUGACUGCUAAUCAAAUCCGGAGAAAUUAAGCCUUUAUUUUGAAAAGAAUAUCAUCAAGCCGGAAAUCCCUCAUGAGAGCAGAACGCGAGCGUUAGCUUGUCGGCCGUCCAACGCUGCGUGUCGUGCGACCGUUUUCACAGCAAAAAGAGCGUGUGGAAACGCUGCGUGUCUGUCAGUUCGGCCCGUGAACGCAGCCGAGUGUCCGCCAGCAUCAUGUCCAGCAUCCAGCUGCUCAGGGUGGUGCUGAACGAGCGGCUGUCCGCGGCCGCGGAGGAGAUCUUCGAAGCGGUUAAAAAAGCCAUCGCGGGCUACGAGGAGGAGAUCCUGCUGUCCAAACGGGAGAUCCGGCGGCAGCGCAGGAUGCUGCAGACAGUUUUAAACCCUGAAAUAAAGAUAAACAAACACUCAGACCAACCACAGCUGGCCCUCUCUGUCUGGGAUGAGGACUUCUCGUCCAAUCAGCAGCAGGAACGCUGUGAUCCGGAGUGGAGCUCCGGUCAGAACCAGGAGCCUCCACGAACUGAAAAGAGCCAGGAGGCGGAGCAGCUUCGGGAGCUGGAGGAGGACGACACCAUCAGGAUCAUCUUCACUCCUCCGUACGUGAAGAACAAGCUGGACCAGCCUCAGUCCCAUUGUGAGAGCACUAAAGGAGAAGGAGACCCCCUGCCGAGCACUUCAGCUGAGCAGGACCAGACCACAACGGAGGGCAACGACGGCACCUCCUCUAGCUCCUCUGUGACCGACCACGACGACAGCGACGAGGAGUGGAGGGGCAGCGUCGGAUCUCAGAGCGACGACAGCGACAGCAUCCGCAAGUCGAAGAAGUUAAAGGGACCUCGGCUACCGAAGGCCCCUAAACUGCACCCGACUAAAAAACCUAAAUCGCGAAUCUGCUGUAAAGUCUGCGGAAAAGCCUUUCACGCUAACGUCUCAUUGGUGAACCACAUGGAAGUUCACCCCAAGGACGUCUGCGGUGUGUGCGGGGAACGUUUUGACACCGAGGAGAGCUUUCAGGCCCACCUGAAAACACACGUGAAAGCCGAAAUCUGCAGCUUUUGCGGGAAAUGUUUUGGAUCUUCCAGCUCGUUGGAGACGCACAUGAGGAUCCACACGGGGGAGAAACCGUUUAACUGCAGCGAAUGCGGAAAGUCCUUCAACUGCCGCCACAACAUGAUGCGACACAUCAGGAUUCACACGGGGGAGAAGCCGUACUCUUGCACCGUGUGCGGCAAAUGCUUCAAUGACUAUUCCACGCUGAAGCGCCACCUGCUGGUUCACCUGCACAAGAAGACCCUUGAUCCAAGUAAGACGUCUGCGAACGAAAACGAAAAUGCAGACGAUGCCGACAAGAAGAGCAAGACUUCAUCACCAAAAAAGCAGCAGACUCGGACCAUAUGCGAAGUGUGCGGGAAGAUGUUUCACUCCAUGGUUUCGCUGGUGAAUCACGCCAAAAGUCACGCCACAGACCUCUGCGGCGUUUGCGGGAUGCAUUUCGACUCAGAGGAAAACUUAAAAAUCCACCUUAAAACUCACAAAAACGGGAAGGUUUGCGAGGUGUGCGGAAAGUGUUUCGACAGUCAGGGAAACCUGGAGAUGCACAUGAGGAUCCACACGGGCGAGAAGCCGUUUCUCUGCAGCGAGUGCGGCAAAUCCUUCAACUGCCGACACAACAUGACGCGACACAUCAGGACGCACACGGGAGAGAAGCCCUACCUGUGCAACACCUGCGGUCGCAGUUUCAGCGACCACUCGUCUCUGAAGCAGCACAGCAGCACGCACACCGGAGAGAAACCACAUCGCUGCGAGAUCUGCGGGAAGGGUUUCCACCGGAAGACGUACGUGAGGCUGCACAUGAGGAGCCACACGACCGAGAAGUGACUGUCGGGGUGUAAAUGCAAACUGUGAAAAUAAAAGCUUGAUGUGCUC
Messenger RNA from Scatophagus argus, 2130 nucleotides. Its product is annotated as gastrula zinc finger protein XlCGF57.1-like. Bases 418 to 2082 code for a protein of 554 amino acids. Gene Ontology annotation, molecular function: DNA-binding transcription factor activity; RNA polymerase II cis-regulatory region sequence-specific DNA binding. The record is from RefSeq and is a predicted model, not a curated record. The transcript is spliced from 2 exons. NCBI's taxonomy places the organism in Eukaryota, Metazoa, Chordata, Actinopteri, Scatophagidae. Gene Ontology annotation, biological process: regulation of transcription by RNA polymerase II.